CAAGGCCUGAGCGUAGAGCGCUUCCUCUGUAGAGUUCAGGCAGGAGCAAUCCAUUGCAGUUGUGUUGGCGGGAUUUUUGAAACGGCGACGGUUCCGCCACAAGGAGGCUUCGCAAUAACCGGGGGACAGGAAUGGCUGCCGCCUCCGAAGGAGAAGAAGACGAUGUGGGCGAAGGAGCCCUCAAGCUGCUCGGCGAGGAAGGCGAGAGUACGCCGGACCUGCUCACUCUAUUUCGCAUAAAGGAACAAAUAAGCCAACAGCUUAUGGAAUAUAAUACGACAGUUAAUGCAGGUGAAGAAGGCAUUCCAGAUCAAGCUAUAGAUGAAAAGAUAAUGGAGAGUUCCAUUGAAGUCUUGGAAAGAGAAAUGGACGAGAUGGAGAUAUCUUACCGAAACAAAACUUUAGCAUUACAAAGGAUCCAAGUAGCUGAUGCCCUCAGAAACAAACUGAUGGAUGAGGAUGAAGAUUCUAAGUUUAUCCGGGAUACUACAAAACACAUCAUUAUGCUUAGCACGGCAAUACUUCAAUCAGAGCAGCAAUCGCGUGAACUGGAAGAAAAACUGAAUGAGGUGAAGCGGAGCAGAAUAGCACUAAAACGAGCUGGAGAAUGCAAAUUGGCACAAAUACGUGAUAUAAAGAGAAAAAGAAAGGCAGAAUUGGAAAAUAUGAAAGUAGGUGAAAUAUUGGAGAAAGUUCAUGGAGAUUUACAAAAGAAAAUUAAAAUUACCACGAUUGUUCAAAACGUCUUUCAGGUUGUCAAACCACAUGCACCAUUAAUUAAGUUUCCAGACAGAAAAAGUACUCCCAAACCUAAAAUGCAAGAUCCUCUGCAAUCAAGAGUGCCACCACUUCAUGCGUCAUCCGCACAAAUCUCUGCAGGAGGUGGACCGCCUUCCCAUCAACAUAUUUCAUUUAGUGGCAGAACACAAGGCACACCUGACACAGUAGAAUUAGUAAGAACGUUGCCUCAAAAAUACCGACGGAAACCAUUGUCAUCUGAAGAGAUGGAAUAUAUUCAAAGGGGAGGUCCAGAAUAACAUAGAAGAAUAUGCAUUUAGUUACUGCUGAACAACAAACUUGCUGUAAAGGCGUUCCUUACUAUCUGAGUAUUGUAAACUCAUUAUUAAAGGCCUUUUAUGAGACACUUCGGAAAGUGGCUGUGUCCUGAAUCAGAAGACAAUUCUGAUUCAAGUAACAAUCUGACUCCACUUUAUAUAACACCACCAUUAAAAUAUUUUUUUUUCAUUAUACUCCA
Messenger RNA from Anolis carolinensis (green anole), 1255 nucleotides. RefSeq names its product centromere protein H. Bases 132 to 1037 code for a protein of 301 amino acids. Gene Ontology annotation, molecular function: kinetochore binding. The record is from RefSeq and is a predicted model, not a curated record. Gene Ontology annotation, biological process: chromosome segregation; 2-oxoglutarate metabolic process; mitotic spindle organization. The transcript is spliced from 11 exons. Gene Ontology annotation, cellular component: nucleus; kinetochore. NCBI's taxonomy places the organism in Eukaryota, Metazoa, Chordata, Lepidosauria, Squamata, Anolidae.